This is a messenger RNA of Larimichthys crocea (large yellow croaker), 6864 nucleotides long. RefSeq names its product TBC1 domain family, member 4 (gene tbc1d4). Bases 859 to 4611 code for a protein of 1250 amino acids. The transcript has 24 exons. Lineage: Eukaryota; Metazoa; Chordata; Actinopteri; Sciaenidae. The record is from RefSeq and is a predicted model, not a curated record.
UAGGCAGGAUUGCAGAGUUCUAGGCCUGGAGUGCCAAGUGCCAUAUGGGAGCUGCAAACAUUUUCCACUUGCACUACCAUGGAAGAGACUUUCCAGUUAUUCUGCACUGCUGUGGAGAAAGGUGGAGCUACGUGCUGUCACGUUCCUCAUGGUGGCUCUGCCCUGCCCACUCCUCCAACAUAUGGCAUGGUUAGGGCGGGUUCGUCGACGCGCACAGGCAGCCGCUCCGCCUCCAAGGCGUUGUGGAAGAAAGGAUCACACAGUAAGGAGACUGCACUAAGAGGCGAUAAACAAUCAUCCAAUGUAUGUAUUUUAUCACCACAGGACUCGCCGGUGAAGCUUGUGCGUAACGGGAUUUCAGGGCUGGGGCUUGUGUUAAUGCGCCGCCCCGGUUGUGCGCGCAGGAGCGACGCGCAGCGCGUCAAAGAAAUCAGAUUGAGGGCGACUUGUGUUUACACAGGAGCCAUCCACAGCCACGUUUUAGCAAGCAAGCAAGCUGUGCUGGGACAGUACAGUGCAGGACUGUUCAGCUUCUGACUCGCUGCCCAUGCAAACAGUGGAGGGACAGAGCAGGGCAGGGGCGCAAGGCACAAACGCACAUCAGAAGUGAAUUUCCUUGAAAUCCUUGAAGGAAAACGAGAUUAAAAAAAAAAAAAAGUGGUUUGGAGAACAUGGAGUGUAGCAGCUGAUCGACAGGGCGAGCACAUGUUGUGCACGUAGCUAAUCGCCUCAUUGGAGCAACUUUCACUGUGGAUGUGGGCAUGGAAAGUGUUGCAAAGUAACGCGCAACUUCCACCCGGGGGAUGGUUCAUCGGCACCGUUUGAUUUCAGAGUCAUUUUUUUAAGUCCCACAUCAACAUGGAGAGCCAGGAUGAGAGGGAGAGCAGCCCUCCGAAGUCAGACAGGAGGUUCGCCCUCACUUACAUCGGCUGGUCCACGCUGGACAGGCGGACCACCCUGCCCAUGCUGCCGUGGCUGGUGGCCGAAAUCCGCAGGAGGAGCGAGAGAGGCGACUGCGGCCCCGCGGUGCAGCCGAGAGAGGUCCAGCUGGUCCUCAACCCUCCCUUCAUCCGCUGCGUGCCCUGCAGCAGCAACAACUCCUCCGUGUUCAUCUUCGAGCACAAAGCGCAGCUCAUCUCCCGCUUCAUCCACAACAGCAACGACCUCACGUACUUCGCCUAUCUGCUGCGGGGACAGCCGGACAACCCCGAGUCCGAGAUGUCCUGUCACGUCUUCAAGGCCGGCGACCCCAACCAGGUCCCCGAGGUGAUCAGCAGCAUUCGCCAAGUGUCCAAAUCAGCCCUGAAGGAAGACGCCAAGCCCAGACAGGAAGCUGACGAGGCCUUCUACAACUCCCAGAAGUUUGAAGUGCUUUACUGUGGCAAGGUGACAGUCCUGCACAAAAAGGCUCCAUCCACCCUCAUCGAUGACUGCAUUGAUAAGUUUCAUCAGCACGAGGUCGAGCGUAAGCGCCUGCGCCUGCUCAACGGCCAGCGAGGGUCCACAGAAAGUCCCCCUGUGGAGUUCGUCGUGGGGGCAGAAGGAGACCCACUGUCCGCUGUCCUGACUAAGAGUAUAGAAGAGCCUGGAGAGGGCCCCGGAGUGGAGGACAUGAGCGGAGUUAAAGGCCUGUCUAGCAGCACCAGUCAGAGCAGCCUCCGCGGAGCGUUCCCCGAGUGCAUCCUGGAGGAUUCUGGAUUCGAGGAGCCUCAAGAGUUUCGUACGCGCUGCAGCAGCAUGGCAGGGGGCAUGCAGAGGAAGCCGGGGGAAGGCAUGAUGAUAGGCCCCACGCGUCGACGACACUCCAGUGCACCGAAUCAUGUUCAGCCAUCCGACGCGGACAAAAACCGCACCAUGCUCUUCCAGGUCGGCCGUUUUGAAGUGAACCUCAUAAGUCCCGACAGUAAAACUGUGGUGCUGGAGAAGAACUUUAAAGAUAUCUCAUCGUGCUGUCAGGGUAUCAAGCAGUCCGACCACUUUGGAUUCAUCUGUCGGGACCCGGCAGAAUCCGGCCCCAGUCAAUAUGUGUGCUAUGUUUUCCAGUGUGCCAGUGAAUCUCUGGUGGAUGAGGUGAUGCUGACCCUGAAGCAGGCCUUCACCACGGCAGCAGCCUUACAGAGCAACAAGACCCAGAUCCAGCUAUGUGAAGCCUGCCCCAUGCACGACCUCCACAAGCUCUGCGAGCGGAUUGAAGGUCUCUAUCCACCCAGAGCAAAGCUAGCCAUCCAAAAAUAUCUCUCCCAGCUGACUGAUAAUGAGCAGGUGGAGAUUUUCGAGCGGGUUCAGAGAUCGAAGCCCGGCUCAGACCAAGAGGAGAACGAGCUGGUGAUUCUCCACCUCAGACAGCUCUGUGAAACCAAACAAAGGUCCCACCUCCACAUCGGAGAGGCCCCUCAGAAUGCAGCAAACAGCUCAUCAUCAGGAGACGGCGCAGGCACCAGCAGCCGCUUCAAACUCGAUAUUCUCAAGAACAAAGCUCGCACCUCGCUCACCAGCUCUCUGGAGAACAUCUUUGCACGGGGUGCCAGUCGUAUGCGGGGCCGCUUGGGAAGCAUGGGAAGCAUUAGCAGUUUCGAGAGGCAGGAUGAAGAAUCUCCUGGUCACUCCCCUCCGGGCUCCCCUCCCGCUUUCCCCGACGAUGACCCGGAAGCUGGACUGCAGUUCCGCCGGCGUGCACACACCUUCAGCCAUCCACCUGUGAAGAAACGCAUCUCGUUCGAGGGACAGCCGAGCAGCCAGAGCAGACAGGCUCCGCUGCGCAGGCAGCAGUCCGUUAACCCGGAGCUCCUGCAGAGCAGUCCCGUGGCCGUCUCGAGAACGCGCAGCGUUUCGGAGAGUGAGUCCUCCUUCAGCCUCCCCUCCUCCUUCUCCGCUCCCACUUUCCUGAAAAGCAUUUACCAGGGCUCACUGGGCUCCCUGAGCUCCCUGGCAGACAGUGGGAGCCUCAAGAGCAAUGGGGAAGGCAGGAAGAGGACCCUGUCCGGCUGCAGCAGCGACUCAGUGAGCGGAGGUCUCCCUCCGACCCCACGCAGGGUCUCCUGGAGACAGAAGAUCUUCCUGAGGGUCGCCUCGCCCAUGAACAAACCGUCUGCAGCCAUGCAGGACCCAGACCACUCUGACGGCAGGGAGCUGUUGCCUCUCUCCCCUCACGCCUUGGACCCGAGUCUGGAUCCUUUGGGCCGCCUGCUGCCACCGGGUGAGAGACCUAAGAAGACGAGGGCCGACUACCGGGCCCUCUGGAAGACCGCCAUCCAUCAGCAGAUCCUGCUGCUGCGCAUGGAAAAGGAGAACCAGAGACUGGAGGAAGCGAGCAGAGACGAGCUGCACAUCCGCAAGAUGAAGCUGAACUACCAAGAAGUGGGCCAGUGCUCCAAAGAUGCGCAGGCAUUGUGGGAGAGAAAACUGACAGCCCCGGGCAGGAUGACAGUCCCACAAGACAAGGAGGAGAUGUAUCGUGCACUCUGCCAAGGUGUUCCCAAGAGCAGGCGCGGGGAGGUGUGGCUGCUGCUUUCCCAUCAGCACCGGCUGCGUCACAGACUGCCCCAGCGUCAGCACGCCCCGGACACCGCCUACCACGACCUGCUCAAGCAGCUCACCGCACAGCAGCACGCCAUUCUGGUGGAUCUAGGCCGGACCUUCCCCACCCACCAGUACUUCUCAGCCCAGCUCGGCGCGGGGCAGCUUUCCCUCUACAACCUGCUGAAGGCCUACUCUCUGCUGGACACAGAGGUCGGCUACUGCCAAGGAAUCAGCUUCGUGGCCGGAGUGCUGCUGCUGCACAUGAGCGAGGAACAGGCCUUCGACAUGCUCAAGUACCUCAUGUAUGACCUCGGCAUCAGGCAGCAGUACAGACCCGACAUGGUCUCUCUGCAGAUUCAGAUGUACCAGCUCUCCAGGCUGUUGCACGACUACCACCGCGAGUUGUACAAUCACCUCGAGGAGCACGAGAUCUGCCCGAGCCUCUACGCCGCGCCGUGGUUCCUCACUCUCUUCGCCUCGCAGUUCCCUCUCAGCUUUGUGUCCCGCAUCUUUGAUUUUGUGUUUGUCCAAGGCACCGGCGUGAUCUUUAAAGUGGCCCUGUGUCUGCUGAGCAGCCAUGAGGGGGAGAUAGUGGAGUGUGACAGCUUUGAGAGCAUCGUGGACUAUCUGAAAACUACACUUCCUGCACUCACGCACACACAGAUGGAGGAGACCAUUGCAAAGGUAAUGGAGAUGGACAUCUCCAAACAGCUGCACGCGUACGAGGUGGAGUACCACGUCCUGCAGGACGAGAUGUUAGACGCCGGGCCGCUGCCUGACGACUCCGAGCGGCUCGACAAACUCGAAAAGACGAACGUACAGUUGAAGAAACAGAACAUGGACCUGCUGGAAAAACUUCAGGCCGCACGUCAGAAGAUCCAGACGCUGGAGACGAGCGUCGAGAACUUCCUUUCUCGGGAGAGCAAAAUGAAGCACAUGAUCCGCUCUCUGGAGCAGGAGAGGGCAGCUUACCAGAAGACCAUCGAACGCAUGCGCUCAUGCCUUCCCCCUGACGCCCUGACAGAUGUGGAGAUGACCCAGAUCAAAACAGGACCCAACGGGAAAGCCAAAACUGCAGCCAAGAAGCCCUGAUGGCAAACCAGGGCGGGGUGGUGGGGGGGUGCUGGCUGCUCUGGGCAGACGCACACUGAAGUGAACAAAUGGAGAACGCUUCAGUUGGAAGUGCUGCUGAGAGACCCACAGCUAUUGUUGUACCGCUGCAGAGUAGCAGCAUUUUCAGUAAGAUUAUGUGUGUGAUGUCUGGACUCUAUGGGAGAAAUAUCUACGUGAUAUCUGUCAGCGUUCGACAGAGGAUGGUUUCAGUUAUAUUAGCAAACAGUCGGUGCAUCAAAGCUGCUGCCGGGGCUAAAGGUGAGAUCAAGACGCACAACAUCCUUCCCUAUCGAGACCUUUUUGUUAAUCACAGGGGGAUUUUUUUUUUUUAUAGAUUGACGUGAGUGAGAAACGUGUCUGCCUCUGCACUGCCUUGAUGUAUUUACUACCAUUCAGCAGUGAGCAGAAGAAGAAACAGUCCUUUUGAACCUCAGGUUCAACUUAUAGCCAUUACCAGUGUAUAUGAUCAUGUUGUGUUUCUGAACUCUGUGUCUCACAGCGAUCACUUCUUAUUCACUUGAAAUAUCUGCGAAUGUAACGUCCCUCCAAAGAUCACCGUUAAAAAGAAACGCACGCCUUUCGUCCUCAAACAUCGGGCUUUAAGUUUUCAGCGGUAUCUCGUCCUGUCGUGUCGUGUCGUAUCUCAGUUGCUCAUCUCUCAGCACGCCACCGCUGCCUUUCACGUGAGAGAGAGAGAGAGAUCUUAAGUAAUUGCACUCGCUGCUAAGGAGGAAGUGUUUCUUCCAAAAAGCUCAGGCAGGAUGUGAGGUCGUCUGCCUUCUCAGUUUCCUGUGUGACUGACCGCGGUGUCACCUCGUUUUUUCUUUAGUUUUUUUUUUCUGUAAGUGCUGCAUUCAGACGCUGAAGCUGAACAAGACAGAGUUGGUGUGAUCUGAACGUGCAGCACGUGCCUCUCUUCUAAAAAAAGGAUGUUGUUUGUUUGACAAAUCUGGCAACACGAUCUCUUCCUGUAGUUCUUGGAAGGUGAGGACUACAAGUAGCUAGCCAUGCAACACGUCUGCAGCUGCAUUGCUGUCGGGUCACGCAAGAAGAGCUCAGUUUCCUUUUGAGUGUGGACGAGUCGCUCCUCAGAUAUAGACAGUAUCUGUACACACACACUCGCAUAGACAUAAGCUGAGCAGUGAUCUUGGCUGACUGCAUGGGCAGACAGUUCAAAUGAGUUGAAAGAGUGUCCCUGUCUCUCUCUCUCUCUCUCUCUCUUUGGUUUUGUUUUAUCCCACCUCCGUGUCUGACUCACCAUUGCCAGCUCUGAUUGAAAGCAAAACAGUCCUGGGCUUGACUCUGCAAAAAAAAAAAAAAAACAUCCUUACAUUAGAACCAAGGGUGAUGUCUAUGAUGAAAGAAAAAGUACUUACUAAAAGCGUCUAUCAGUCUUCCUGUCCUUGGUGACACAAGUUGUGGCGACACCUUUUGUGUCUAUUUCAGUGCAAAGUUUUUAUUCUGAAACUUUAGCCGACGUAUCCUUCGGCAUACGACGCGGUAUGUUUAUGUUUUAGCACAUAACCAGAGCACUUGCACGGUGAUUCACUUCAAGUUUUAAAGAAGGUGACUCUGCACCAGACGUCUCAUAAACAAGAAGAAACAGUCAUCUGAGAGCUGGAAGUGAAACAUAUCGUACAUGACAGCUUCCCUCUUUAUCUACAGUAUUUGUCCGUCAUAUAAAUUGAACUUUGAACCAAAGAUGUGGUUGCUUUUUAAAGAGAGAAAAAAAACAAAAAAACGAAUGAAUGCAAAGUGAAUGAAUUCUUCCGAAAAUGCUGUGAUUAGUAUUGUUCAUUAAAUGUCCUGAUUUUUAUCGUCACUACACGUUUUCAGCGUUCUUCAGGUUUGCACUAAAAGCUUGAAAAGAUACCAAAUAUCGGCAGCGGAAACUUUGACACACUAAAGAAGAAGAAAAACUACCACUGGCAGACGUGUUCACUCGUCGUGUUAUUCCUUUGUGCCAAAAAAAAGUUAAUGAUGGCCUUUAACUCUCCGUUAAUCGGAGACGAGACCAUUGUGUCGAUAUCCUCGUGGUCAGGGACGGGUCUUUAAUUUUCCAUCCGGUGCUCUCAGUCCUGACUGCUAAAUAAUACUUGUAUCACUGUGUUUUUAAAAAAAACACUCGACUAAUGAAUGGAUUGUUUUCCUGUCAACACGAGGGCUACACACACACACACACAAGCAAAUAUACUGUCAUGAAUUCUUCAAUAAACUUCACCUUGCCUUGUU